Pimephales promelas (fathead minnow) is the source of this 1401-nucleotide messenger RNA. NCBI's taxonomy places the organism in Eukaryota, Metazoa, Chordata, Actinopteri, Cypriniformes, Leuciscidae. The record is from RefSeq and is a predicted model, not a curated record.
AUAUUUUCCUCUGUUUGUGUUAACCAGUUUCUUGUUCAUCCAAGCACUGAUUUUGUUUCUUGUGGACACUUAGCCAUCUAUUAUGCUAUGUAUAGCCUAUUUUUAAAUACAAAAGUCCUCUUAGAGCAUUUACUACAUUUGAUAGCCGUAGGCUAGCUAAUUUUUUUGCUAGUUGUAAAGAAUAUGUAUUGUUAGACAUAAUAAUUUGGAAGAAAAUAAACUGUGUGCGUUUAUGGGUGGAAGUAGGUCACACUGAAGCCAUAUAAGCUUAUCUAAUCCCCUGAAAUUUGGCAGAGAUUUUAGCUUGCAGCCAGGAAUGGCAUUUUGUGUGUAUCUGAGCUUGCAUGUUUGCAUUUUCAAGUGUAUUACACACGUUUGUUGGUUCGUACUAACUGUUGUGUAGCCAAGAAUGUUGUGUAGGCCACAGAUAGUUGGUUAUCCACUUCUCUGACCAAAACAUUUCUAAAUGAGUGUGUGUGUGUGUGUGUGUGUGUGUGUGUGUGUGCGCUUACCAAUACAGUUGAAUAAACACGCACAUCCAAACAAACCCCUGCACACAUUGCCGUCUCUAUGCCCUAUAAUCCACCUGUCUUUUUCUAGAAAGCACUGACUCAAUUUUUGGAUCUGAUUUUCAUGACAAAGCGAAUGUCCUCUUUACAGAGAGAUGUCUGGGUAUAAAAGACCUGGAGUGGGGCGGGCCUGAACCAGCACAGCUCCGCACCUCUACCCCCUCCACAGGCGCCGCUACCAGCCGAACCUCUGCAGAAUGGGCCGGGUGAGUACGAAGAUAAUCUUCUACGAGGACAAGAACUUCCAGGGCCGUCGGUACGAGUGCGACAGCAACUGUUCGGACUUCCAUGUCUACCUGAACCGGUGUAACUCCAUCCGUGUGGAGAGCGGGGCUUGGGUGGUCUUCGAGAGGCCCAACUUCAUCGGCUACCAGUAUGUUCUGACCCGGGGCGAGUAUCCAGAUUACCAACGCUGGAUGGGUCUGAACGACCGCCUCUGCUCCUGCAAGAUGAUCCACUUUGUAAGCGGUUCUGAGUACAAGAUCCAACUCUAUGACAAGGGAGAUUUCGCCGGCCAAGUACACGAGACCGCCGAGGACUGUCCAUCCGUGGUGGACCACUUCCGUACACGCGAGGUUCACUCCUGUAAGGUGCUGGAUGGGAUCUGGAUCUUCUACGAGCACCCAAACUACAGGGGGCGCCAGUACCUACUUGAGAAGGGGGAGUAUCGUAAGCCCGUGGACUGGGGCGCCGUCUGCCCCACGGUUCAGUCCUUCAAACGCCUGACGGAGUGACGUCUGACCUUUAAAUCCAUCCAUCUUGCAGUCCUUCACCUGCCCAACCACAACAGCCUCGACACACCUGUGCUAAAUUAAUAAAUGCGUGGUUGCAA